UUAAACAAGGGCUAACUGUUGAAAUUCACAGGGACUUGUCAAAAACCCUUUUCCAGUUUUCUUCCUCCCCGUCUACACAUAGCAACACAGAAACUUCUGCCAUUGUCAAGAAGAGUCAAAAUUUCGUUGAACUUCCCAUAAAGAUAAACUUUUACACUCUCUGUUAGCAAUCUUAUUCUUUUUUCAAUAAUGGCUCUCGAUGCUUCUGAUGCUCUCGCAGUGAGGGAAAAAGUUCAGAAGUUCUUAAAUGCUGCUCGGACUGGAAAUCUGGACCUCCUCAAGAAAUUGGGCAAACAACUUGAUGAUGGAAAAGGAUUGGCCCAUACAGUAGCUGAUGUUAAGGAUGCUAACCAGAGAGGGGCUCUGCAUUUUGCUGCAAGGGAGGGCCAGACUGAGGUGUGCAAGUAUUUGCUGGAGGAGUUGAAGCUUGAUGUCAAUACGAAAGAUGAAGAUGGUGAGACUCCUCUUAUCCAUGCAGCUCGGCAAGGACAUACAGCCACUGCCAAAUACCUUGUAGAGUGGGGUGCUGAUCCUGCUAUACCAAGUGAAUUAGGAGCCACUGCUCUGCAUCAUUCUGCGGGAAUAGGAGAUAUUGAGUUACUGAAAUUCUUACUUGCUAAGGGUGUAAAUGUUGAUUUACAAAGUGAUGCCGGCACUCCACUUAUAUGGGCUGCUGGUCAUUGCCAGCAAGAUGCUGUAAAAUUGCUACUAGAUCAUAAUGCUAAUCCCAAUGCUCAAACUGAAGAUGAUGUUACUCCUCUAUUAUCAGCUGCUGCAGCUGGCUCAUUACAGUGUUUGGGGUUGUUAAUCAAGGCAGGUGCCAAUGUGAAUAUUACUGCUGGUGGAGCAACGCCUCUGCACAUUGCUGCUGAUGUUGGUAGCCCAGAAGUCAUAAACUGCUUAUUGCAAGCUGGAGCAAAUCCUAAUGCCACAGACGAGGUAACAUUCGCAGAUAUGUGCAAAAGUUUUUGUAUUUUACUAUUUAUGUACAAGUUUUUAAUUAGAGAUUUUUUGGUCUUUCGUGUGUUCACCCUUUCAAGGUUCAAGCGGAAUAUUGCUACAGGAUAAGUUUGAAAAUACCGU
Molecule: messenger RNA, 1083 nt
Organism: Olea europaea var. sylvestris
Lineage: Eukaryota; Viridiplantae; Streptophyta; Magnoliopsida; Lamiales; Oleaceae
Product: 26S proteasome non-ATPase regulatory subunit 10-like
Exons: 7
Coding region: 190-1068 (292 amino acids)
Molecular function (GO): protein binding
Source: RefSeq, a predicted model, not a curated record